This is a messenger RNA of Girardinichthys multiradiatus, 5487 nucleotides long. It is a transcript of the gene col4a3, whose product is annotated as collagen, type IV, alpha 3. Bases 80 to 5092 code for a protein of 1670 amino acids. The record is from RefSeq and is a predicted model, not a curated record. The transcript is spliced from 52 exons. Gene Ontology annotation, molecular function: extracellular matrix structural constituent. Lineage: Eukaryota; Metazoa; Chordata; Actinopteri; Cyprinodontiformes; Goodeidae. Gene Ontology annotation, cellular component: collagen trimer.
GGAUCAUCCGUGGACGGAUCGGAACCUAACCCAGUCGGUGCUCUCAGCAGGGAGGUUCUGCUGCUCUGUGACCUCCUGGAUGGAGUCUCCUGCUGUGAGAGGGAGGAUCACCACCCUGCUGGUCCAGAUCCUGUGGCUCUGCUCCCUUUUACCUCUGGAACACGCCAAACUGGUCUGUCACUGCACCGGGAAGUCCCUCUGUCACUGUGAUGGGGUCAAAGGCCAGAAGGGACAACCUGGAUACAUCGGAUACCCUGGAUUUCCAGGAGUAACAGGAUUUCCUGGGAACGAAGGUAAUCAGGGCUCACCUGGAGAAAAGGGUAAUCGGGGAAAAGCAGGAAUUCCAGGAAUUAAGGGAUCUCGGGGUCUUCCAGGAACACCAGGUUUUCCAGGAUCUCCAGGACUCCCAGGAAUCCCUGGGCUUGAAGGACCAAUGGGCCGACCAGGAGUCCCAGGAUGCAACGGGACAAAAGGGGAGGCUGCCUACCCAGGGUUCCCAGGGGUUACAGGACCACCUGGACCACGAGGACCCCAGGGGCCACGAGGGAUGAAGGGAGACUCGUUUGUGUUCCCCGCUCAGCAGGAAAAAAAAGGAGCAACAGGACCACAAGGGCCAAAGGGCAAAAAAGGGGAACGUGGAUAUGGAGGAGAAAUAGGCCCACCAGGACCAGCAGGACCAUUUGGACUUCCUGGAAAUCCAGGGCUGCCAGGAAAUCAAGGAGAAAAGGGUCAAGAAGGGUCCAGUCCAACGAGCCCCGGUCCACAAGGUCUAAAGGGUGAGCGUGGACCUCCAGGAAUCCCCGGAAAGCAGGGAAUCAAACUGUACGUUGAAGGACCCAAAGAGCUGAAGGGAGAACCAGGUGUAGAAGGACAGAAAGGUUGCCAUGGAUCUCCUGGUGUCCCAGGGAAACCUGGGAUUAAAGGAGAGAAGGGCGAGAGAGGUGAACCUGGCUUCCUGGGUAAACCAGGGAAGCAGGGAUAUCCAGGAGAGCUCGGACAGCAGGGAGCCCCCGGGAACAUUGGCUUCAUCGGUCUUCCUGGUAUUGAUGGUACCUCGGGAGAAAAAGGAAAUCGAGGUCCCCCAGGUCUCCCAGGAGAGGCGAUCUAUAAUCCCAUAUAUCUGAAAGGCCAGCAAGGUGUCCCUGGGCCCCGUGGACCCCCAGGAGUCCCUGGAUUUCAAGGACUGAUUGGGUUUCCCGGGCUGAAGGGCGAGUCAGGUGUGGGUCGCAAUGGACCACCAGGCUCCCAUGGACCACCUGGCUCAUUGGGUCCCAGAGGAGAACCUGGAGUGCCAGGGCCAGUAAUUACAGGACCUCCAGGACUGACCGGAUCCCCAGGGGUUCCUGGAGCUGAAGGAGAACAAGGAGAACCAGGAUUACCAAAUUUUGUGAUGGAGGGAACUGGUCCUCUAGGAGCCAAAGGUUCAAAAGGCCUGAUAGGACUUCCUGGACUGAGAGGGGCGGUUGGUCAUAAGGGUCAGAAAGGGGAGCUUUGUACAGUUUGUCGUUUUGAGUAUGGCCUUCCUGGACCUCAGGGACAGCCAGGGGAGCCUGGUCAAAGCGGGUUGCCAGGUUCAGCUGGUUUUACGGGGCCUGCAGGUGAUAAAGGUGUCAAAGGUAUUGUAGGACCACCAGGACCACAGGGUUUCUUUGGUUUUCCCGGCCUCCCGGGGACCCAAGGACCUGCAGGUGAGCCAGGAGUUAUGACUAGGCUGGGGCAGAAGGGUGAGGAUGGGGACAGGGGGGAUCCUGGGCCACAGGGACAGGAAGGGAAGGAUGGAUAUCCAGGAACACCGGGUCUGAAAGGUGUUCAAGGACAAAAAGGAAACCUGGGACCUCAAGGGCCCAAAGGUGACAGGGGGCUAUUUGGCACCACAGGUCUCAGAGGACUGACUGGGCAGAUGGGGUCUACAGGACAACUUGGAGUUGGGGCUCCAGGAUCUCCAGGGGCCAAAGGAGCUAAGGGACUCCUGGGAAAGCCUGGAGAACCUGGACCUCCAGGGGAAAAAGGUUCUCAAGGGGAAAUCCAAACCUUUCCAGGAGAUCCAGGCCAGAAGGGCGAUAAAGGUUUAUUUGGGAUCACUGGGUCCAGAGGUAUGACAGGACCUCCAGGUCCUAAAGGAAUUUUGGGGCCAAAGGGCGAAAAGGGACUUGAGGGUUUAUCUUUCCAGGGGAUCCGAGGCACCACAGGGUUAAAGGGAGACAAGGGUUCCAGAGGAGCGCCAGGUUUUCCCAAUUAUGGCAGCAAGGGACGAGAGGGGCCAUGGGGCCCCCCAGGGACCAUUGGCCAGAAGGGGGACCGAGGUUUUGGUGAACCAGGUGAGGAGGGUCAACAGGGCUCUCCGGGAAAAGAUGGCUGUGUGGGACCACCAGGAGUUCCUGGACUUCCAGGACCAGAGGGAGUUCAGGGACCUCCAGGAGAAGAUGGUCUUCCAGGGACAAAAGGUCACUGUGGCCUGGAUGGUGUACCUGGUCCUAUUGGUCUGAAUGGGUGCUGUUACCCCGGAGCUCCAGGACCUCAGGGAGUGCAAGGUCCAACAGGUUUUAUCGGGUUUACUGGAAUCAUGGGACCAGCUGGUCUGAAAGGAGAUCCCGGGGUCCAAGGCAAUGGAACCCCUGGACCUAAGGGUCUAAAAGGGCAACAAGGAUCUGAUGGAGCUCCAGGGAGGGUUGGAGCAAGGGGACUGAAAGGCCUGAGAGGGAAGACUGGGGAGUCUGGGAGCCCAGGGCUGAGAGGGGACACGGGUCUCCCAGGACCAAUUGGGUGUCCAGGAGCAGACGGAAAACCAGGACAAUCCGGGGAACCGGGACCAACAGGUCAGAAGGGUACAGACGGGUCAAGGGGUUCUCAGGGGCCUCCAGGCAAUCCUGGAGACAAAGGGGAAAUUGGACCAAAAGGGGUUCCGACAAACAUUAUGCUAUCAGGAAAUCCUGGAGACCCUGGAAUCCCAGGUCCCAGAGGUCUUACUGGUGAAAAAGGACAAAGGGGCCCCCCAGGUCCUCAAGGGCCAUAUGGGAUAAAUGGAAAUCCUGGAUGCCCAGGGCCACAAGGACUUCCUGGAGAUCCAGGUAGAGAUGGACAGAAAGGUCAUCCUGGUUGCAACGGACAACCAGGUGACAAGGGACUUAUGGGGAGACCAGGUUGUCAGGGUGAAAAGGGUGCAAAGGGAACUUGUGGCGUUCCUGGUUUAGAUGGAACUCCAGGACAAACUGGAGCCAAAGGUAUUAAAGGAGAACCAAGUCCAGUUGGACCAGGAGUUAAAGGCUGUCCAGGAGAGAAGGGGAAUCCAGGAACUCCAGGAUGUCCAGGUCCAAAAGGACCACCAGGACCACCUGGAAAUGUUGGUCCUCCAGGAACAUUUGGCCCUUGUGGACCUAAGGGACCUACUGGACCACCUGGAGACAGAGGUCCUCCUGGGAGUGCAGGUGAGAAGGGUUGUGAUGGCCCUCCCGGGAAACGUGGACCUCCUGGAUCUCCUGGAAUCCCAGGAUACAAGGGGUCUCCUGGGAUUCCUGGUGCAGAUGGGCCCAAAGGAAGCCAGGGAAAGGAUGGGAUACCUGGAUCUGAUGGAGAAAAGGGAGCUAUGGGAUCAUGUACACCUGGAUCUAAGGGAGAAACAGGAGGAAAAGGUCUACCUGGAUGCACAGGGGAGAAGGGCCCUCCUGGUCCCUAUGGGCCUCUUGGUCCAUGUGGUCCUGCAGGAAACCCAGGUUGCCCAGGUCUUCCUGGAUUCCCUGGUUCUCCUGGAUGUGCUGGAAGAAAGGGAGUAUGCAUUGAUGGAAUGAAGGGAGAUAAAGGAUGCCCUGGACCUCAAGGACCCAAAGGCCCACCUGGCUGUAAAGGUCCUCCUGGUCCUCCAGGUCCUGGUUACAAAGGUCACAAAGGAAGAAAAGGAGAACCAGGUCCCACAGGACCAGCUGGACCACCUGGUCACCAUGGUCCUCCUGGAAAGGCAGGUCCUGGUGGACUGCCUGGACUUCCUGGAGAAAAAGGCUGCCAAGGACCCGUUGGAGAAAAAGGAUCUGUUGGUAUGGAAGGGGUGAAAGGACAACCAGGUAACCCUGGCCCAAGUGGCCGUAGAGGACGAUGUGGAAGACCAGGACCAAAAGGGAGGGAUGGAAGACCUACUGAGGUGGUGUCACCUGGAGACCGUGGUGAAAUGGGAGACCCGGGAGAUGUGGGUAAAAAAGGACACGCGGGUAGCCCCGGAGCAAAAGGACCUGAUGGCCUGAAAGGCACUGCUGGAGAAACAGGUCAGAGGGGACAACAUGGUGGUUAUGGACUGAAAGGAGAAGAUGGAGACAAAGGAGGAGUCGGAAGAAAAGGUGAGAACGGUGCAAAAGGCCAAAUAGGAGCUAAAGGUCCUCGCGGUGCACAAGGUGAAAGGGGUGUCCCUUCUGGGAUGAACGGCUUCCUGUUCACCAGACACAGCCAGGAUCGCAUUAUCCCACAAUGUCCUCCAGGAUCUUCCUUCGUUUUCAACGGAUACUCUCUGCUCUUCAUCAACGGCUACAGCCGCGCUCACGGACAGGACCUGGGUACAGUAGGUAGCUGUCUACAGCGGUUCAGCACCUUACCCUUCCUGAUCUGUGAGAUUGCGGGAGAAUGUCGAUAUGCUGAGCGAAACGACUAUUCCUACUGGCUUUCCAACAUCAGGGACCCUCAGAUGCAAAAGCAGACAAGCACCGAUCAGGAGAUGCUGCAGUCCAAAAUCAGCAGGUGUUCUGUGUGUGAGGCCAGUGCCAACGUGAUCGCUGUCCACAGCCAGACCACUGAGAUUCCAAACUGCCCUUCUAGCUGGACACCUCUCUGGGAAGGAUAUUCCUUCGUAAUGGAAACAGGUUUAGGGGCUGAGGGCUCUGGUCAGCCUCUGGUUUCACCCGGAUCCUGCCUGGAAAAAUUCCAUAAAAUGCCCUUUAUCGAGUGUAACGGAAACCCAGGAACCUGCAAAUAUGACAGCAGCCACUACAGCUACUGGCUGGCUGCUCUGAACAAGACAGAUAUGUUUGGGAAACCAGGAAAUUGGAGCAUUCCAGGACACAUUUCAGAAAACAGAAUCAGCCGCUGUCAAGUCUGCAUGAAGCAGAUGUGACCUUUAACCCUGACCAUAGCUGCUAACUCUGCUUCAAUGUACUCACACAGGCGCUGAGGACACACAAUCCUAGAACAUUUCAUGAGAAAGGUCCAACAGCAGACCUCACUCCUCAGGACUUUUUUCCUUUAAUACAAUUACAAAGGAGUAAGAGCAGAAUCUGAAGGAUGUAACACACACCUAUAGCGGUCCGAAACCUUGGUUCUGACAAAGAAAAGGUUGCAUUGGAAGGUCCAGAUUGGUAAUGUGCCAUUCUCGUUUUCUAGGUUUCUUUCUCAAAGAUUGGAUAGAUAGAUCAAAGAAGCAUUUGUCCUCCUUACAAAUUUCUUCUGUUUUGUUUUUUUGUCUCAUUUAUAUGUUUAAGAUCAUGAAAUAAAUUCUAAUUUCUACGAUAA